CUGCCCGAGGGCAGCAUGGACGAGUACCUGAGCAGCCUCGGGCUCUACCGCAAGCUCACGCCCAAGGACGCCUCCUGCCUCUUUCGGGCCAUCUCGGAGCAGUUGUUUUGCAGCCAGGUUCACCAUCUGGAAAUCCGGAAGGCUUGCGUCGCCUUCAUGCGGGAAAACCAGCACAGCUUCGAGUCCUACGUGGAGGGGUCUUUUGAAAAGUACCUGGAGAGGUUGGGAGAUCCCAAGGAAAGUGCCGGCCAGCUGGAAUUAAGAGCCCUGUCGCUCAUCUAUAAUCGAGACUUCAUUCUCUAUCGUCACCCUGGGAAGCCUCCGACUUAUGUCACAGACAAUGGCUAUGAAGACAAGAUCAUGCUCUGCUGUUCCAGUAAUGGGCAUUAUGAUUCCGUGUACACCAAGCAAUUUCAGGCUGAUGCCGCUGUUUGUCAGGCCGUGCUCUAUGAGAUUCUCUACAAGGAUGUGUUUGUUGUGGACGGAGAAGAGUUGAAAACUGCCCUUGAGAUGUUUCGUGGCAAUGCCAGGAAGAACAGAAACAGCAUCUCCACAGGCAGUGACGACAGGAUGGAUGAUUGGGGCCUGAGCACCACCGGUGGUCAUGAGCACCUCCCUGAUAGGUACAGGCAUGGAACAGAGGAAGGAAAGUUUUCAGAUAAUCAGUCCAAGAUGCCCUUCCCCUACAAAGUACUGAAAGCUCUGGACCCAGAGAUCUACCGCAAUGUGGAGUUUGACAUUUGGCUGGACAGCAGGAAAGAACUUCAGAAGUCAGACUACAUGGUGUUUGCUGGGAGACAGUACUUUCUGGGAGAUAAAUGCCAGGUUCGAUUGGAGCCAGGUGGGAGAUAUUACAAUGCUCACAUUCAGGAAGUCGGCAGUGACGGCACCUCGGCCACAGUCUUCAUCGAGGAGCUUGCGGAGAAGCAUGUUGUCCCGCUGGCUAACUUAAAACCAGUGACUCAAGUGACACCUGUCCCUGCCUGGAAUGUGCUUCCAAGUCGGAAAGGAGGAGGAGGAGGAGGGGGUGGUGGAGGAACGUACCCCAAGAUUACCGGUGGCUAUGUCCCAGAAAUAGACCUAGAUGUGAAGGCGCGGAAGAGGAUGUUGAAGAAGGUUCGUGGGAAGGAGGUUUUCAUGACCGUGGCUUACAGCAGGGGGGAGCCCAUGCUCCCUCCCCGGCUCCAGCACAAUCUCCAUCCUGGCCGCACCUCUCCCGUCCAGUGCCCCCCCCAAAACACUGGUGCCAUGAUGACUUAUGAGCAGUUCCGUCCCCAGCAGCCACCACCUCCAAGACAUGGACGGGGCUUUGGCAUUGCUAGGGGAGGAACACCUCGAUUUAUGAAUAGAAACAAUGUGGUCACUCCUGAAGUUCCUUUCUAUCCUGGGCCAGGGAAGAGAUGCUAUCAGAGCUAUGACAACUUCUCCUAUCGGUCCCGUUCUUACAGCCGAAGCCGCAGGCAGAUGCACUGUGUGAAUAAGGAAUGCCAGUAUGGCUUCCCCCCCGAGCCUGGAGCGACCCCCCGGGGCCUGGAGGAAACCAUCACCUACUAUGAGAUUGAAGAAGGCGAUGAGACAGCUUAUCCAGCUAUUGCAGCUCGGAAUACCCCGUCACCAAUGGUCCCUCCAGCUGCUGCUGCCAGAUUCUGGGUCUCAAGGCAGGGGCCCAACGCUAUGGCUUCAGGCAAACCAGCUGUGACAUCAUCUGAAGAAGAAGUUGAUGAGCCCAGUGACAGUGGGGAAUAUCACGAUGACUACAUUUAUCACACAGAGCCAGACUAUGAAACUCCAUCUAUUUAUAGCACUACUGAAUCCACUGCUAACCUGUCUCUCCAGGAUGCAAGACCGUGUUCUGUGCCUCCUCAAGAUAGUACUGCCUACAACUACCCUCAAAAGAUGCUGAUGAGCCCAGCUUCCUGUAGCAGUUCUGUGCCGCCACCCGUCUUGCCAAGCUGCCCACCAAAUCCCCAGGCUGCCACUGCCGCCGCUGCCUCCGCCUCAGUGCCCUCACAGGGCCCUAUACAGCCUCUCCUCGUGGCUCCGACUCCAUUGAACCGUCCAGUGAUCCCAUCAGCAACGUUCUCUUACUACCCUGCUCCUGUUGCUGCAACUGGUCCACCUAGUGAGAUGGGGGAAGCUGGAGGCAUCCCGAUGCCACCGCCUUACUCGUGUGAUCCAAAUGGCAGUGACCUACCUCGAGAUACCAAGGUGUUGCAGUAUUAUUUUAACCUGGGGCUGCAGUGCUACCACCAGAAUUACUGGCACUCCAUGGUCUACAUGCCCCAUCUGCAACAGCAGCCGCAGCAGCCGCAGCAGCCACCACCGCCACUGCCGCCGCCACCACCGCCACCUCCACCACCACCACCACCGCCCUCCGGGCCUUCUCAGCACAUGGCUCCUCUUGAGGGUUACCCUGUUUAUCCUGACCAUGUGCCGGUGGCAGACCAUGCAGUGCCCCAAGUAUACGGUGAAAUGGGGAGGGCUGAUAACCGGCAGGGUCCCUCUGAAGCAGCAACUGGCAAUGAGUAUGUGAGAGGCCGAGCAGUGGCAGGUGUCUAUACAAACUCUGAGCAGCCACAACCACCCACCGGGCCUAUCUACUAUCCAGUUCUGCCGGAUCCCUACAGCCAGCAUCCCCUGCAAGGAUAUGACCCUGGUGUUUCCAUGGUCCCUGCUUAUCACUAUGUUAACCCAUGGCAUCAGAUGGGUACAUACGGCACCUCUCCCCGGAUGCAUGGUGCUCUGAAUCCUGGCUCAGUGCCUCAGAUGAGCUAUGUUCCCUCAGCAAAUCCUGCUGCAGCUCACUAUUCCCCUCCCAACAUGUAAGGUUGAGUAGAGCACUCCCACCGCCAUUUUGCUUGCAUUGCCAUGAUGUGUGGGAAACAUUUGGAUGAGGAUUGGUGUUGCGUUUCUUGCUUUCCUAUGGUUUCCCUUUGGAUUCCGAUCUCUUAGAGUGUUGCCCAUGCUGAACCCCUAUCACCAUGUGUUCAGCUGUGUGUUCCUAGGCUGCCUUGACGCCCUUUGGUAUCAGCUGACUUGCCUUGGGUCACAUCAGCUAUUGCUCUGGUCUCCUGUAGACCUUGGGUCUCGUUUAGCCCAGUUGAAUUGGACAAAAUCUCAGUCUGAGCUCUCAUCAAAAGACUCCUCAAGUUGCCUUACUUGACACUGGGGCUGGCGGCAUGACCCCACGACCCAUGGCCCACAUGAGCCUUAGCUUGGCCUCAGACGCCACUUUCCCCAAAGGGCCAGUCGUUAAUUCUUGCAGCCUUCAAAUGUUGCUUAUUGUUUAGACUGAAUUGUGUUGGUUUGUGCUACUAGUUUGGGGAAGGCACACACUGUUCCUCUUCUCAAGUGCCUUAAGAGUCUCUCUCCCAGAGAGAGA
Molecule: messenger RNA, 3382 nt
Organism: Dromiciops gliroides (monito del monte)
Lineage: Eukaryota; Metazoa; Chordata; Mammalia; Microbiotheria; Microbiotheriidae
Product: putative bifunctional UDP-N-acetylglucosamine transferase and deubiquitinase ALG13
Exons: 25
Coding region: 16-2826 (936 amino acids)
Biological process (GO): protein deubiquitination
Molecular function (GO): cysteine-type deubiquitinase activity
Source: RefSeq, a predicted model, not a curated record